GACAUCAGCUGUUAUUUAAUAGACAAUAACGGCUUCAUUAUCAUUGCUGAGGAUUCGUCUUUGACAGGUGUGUUCUUUGGGGAAGCCGAGGGUGCUGUGAUGAACAAACUCAUUUCAAUGGGAUCGUUUACGAGGGUGAAUAUGUACGACUAUCAGGCCACCUGUAGAGUUUACAGUGAGAUCAGUGACACAGCACACAUGCUCUUACACCCGUUCUUCGCUGUCAUCACAUCCGUGCGGAAGCUGCUGGCAGAGUUUGUCAUACUUCUCAUUGAAUUCAACCUGUACAGCUGGUGGUGUUCUGACCUCACCGCUGAAGCUCAUAGAGGAGUCCGAAGUAUGCUGGUUCCCUGUGAUAUGGAAUAUCCAGCAUUCGUGUCCGAGCGCACCAUUAAAGAAACUGUGGGGAACAUUGAGUGUGAAGGCUGUGUUAGAUCAUUUGUUAUCCAGCAGAUUCCCAGCAGUAAUCUUUUCAUGGUGGUCAUAGAUAAUGAAUGUGACUGCAGUGAGUUUGGACCCGUCACCCUGGACCCCAUUGAGAUCAUGUAUAAUGAGUCUCUGAAGUGUGAACGACUGAUGUUUCAAAAAGACAGAAGGCGACCGGACACGUGCCACCCCUUCCAUCAUGAGGAGAACUCGAUGGAAUGUGGAGGUUCUCUGGCCGUGACUCCAUCACUCACAGCAACAGUUGUUGUCCUGAUACUCUCCAUCUUCUCCAGGUGACAGAAGCAUCUCUGCUCCCAUCUGUGUGACUGACUGCAGCUUGCAAAAAGUGAUUUGUAAAUAUUUUUCUGCGACUACUCAGAAUCACCCGGUGAAUGACAGAAGUACAGUAUUUGUUUUUCUUCUGUUAGUUAUGUUAAGAUUUCAUAAAGCGUGUGUGUGUUAUGAUAUGAUAUUCUUUUAAUAAUAAAUAUUGAAUUAUUUUGCAACAAUGGAAUAGUGAGUGGAUGAUGUACUAAGACAACUUUGCCUUAUAAGUACAGAUGUCAGUCAAGUUUGUGUACUUUUUAAAUAAAGUUGCUUUUAUAAAUACAAAGAGAGCAAAUGAAUUUAGAAGAAGGUUAAAUGUGAUCUGAAUUAUGUAUUUUUCUACACGUGUUUGUGUAUCUGUGUUGUUAGUGUGAAGGCAAUGAAGCUCUUUCAUUGAAAGAAAUGUUGCUCCAGGACCAUCAAUAUGUGUGUGUUUCUCUGUAUAUUUGCUCUUAUGUUUUUGAUGGCGUAUCUAUAAGUUUAGGGGGAAUUUUCAUAUCAUUAUUCCAGCUGCACAUGAUAAAGAGAUUGCACAUGUCCGUCCAUUAGGCCACAUUUCGCAAUGUUACACCUGACUGAGAUUUUUAUUCAUCCAGAUAGAGGUGGACAGCAUGAGCAAAAUCUUAUUCAACAAUAAUAUUUCAAAUGAAUAAAAAUACUGGCAUCAGUGCAACAAAAGCAAAUUAAGAAAAUACUUCAACAGAAAUAUGUUAUAAAUACAUUCAGCCACUUCUUCUAUGUGUAGCUAUAGUCAAAUAGCUGUAUACACACUUUCACAGAAUUAUAUUUGAAUAUAGACAACCUGAAAUGUGUACACUGGAUACGAGUGGUGCACAGCAAUGCCAAAAAUUAAAUAUCUUCUAUUAUAACUAACAAAACACCGGCAGAUCUUCACACGCAGACUAUGCUGUAGUUAUGAAAUUAGUGGAACUGCACAGAAACGUGAAAAAAAACUGUUUAUGAACACUAAAUAUCACUAGAAUGCAACAAAAGAUGAUUUUCUUUGGUUUUCUUUCUCUGGAUCAGUUGUGUUUUUAUAUUCUAUAAAGCGAGAGUGGCAGGAAAAUAAUGAAACCUCACAAACUGUCUCACGGUAUGUCUGCAUGUCAUUUGUUUUGUCUGGUGUCUUGUAAUGGACAAAUAUGUUUUGGAAUAAAGUGAAGGAACAAGUUAAA
This is a messenger RNA of Triplophysa rosa, 1928 nucleotides long. RefSeq names its product voltage-dependent calcium channel subunit alpha-2/delta-3-like. The annotation marks the transcript as partial. The record is from RefSeq and is a predicted model, not a curated record. Gene Ontology annotation, molecular function: voltage-gated calcium channel activity. Lineage: Eukaryota; Metazoa; Chordata; Actinopteri; Cypriniformes; Nemacheilidae. The transcript has 9 exons. Gene Ontology annotation, cellular component: voltage-gated calcium channel complex.